Messenger RNA from Dermacentor albipictus, 1706 nucleotides. Its product is annotated as putative sodium-dependent multivitamin transporter. The record is from RefSeq and is a predicted model, not a curated record. Gene Ontology annotation, cellular component: membrane. Gene Ontology annotation, biological process: transmembrane transport. NCBI's taxonomy places the organism in Eukaryota, Metazoa, Arthropoda, Arachnida, Ixodida, Ixodidae. Gene Ontology annotation, molecular function: transmembrane transporter activity.
AUCACUUCCAAUACUUCAGCUUCGAGCGAAAGUGCCACAAUUUUUAUGUCUGUCAAUCCAGUCGAACCCUCUUUUCACAGCUUGCAACGUUACAGAGAAACUGUAUGCUGGCCAAAGUCUUCAGCAUCUCUUCAAGGCGCUACUUUUGCAGGGCGGACUUCGGGGUGUCGUGUGGGCCGACUGCGUACAAGGCGUCGUGCUCUUUGCGGCACCGUUUGUCAUCAUCGGCAAGAUACUCUACGACUCGGCACAUCUAGACAUACCGCUAAAGCCAUUGAGCAAUUUAGACACGACGCAGGGAUUUCUAAGAUUGGAAGCGGACGUGAGCAGCGACGAGACCGUGUGGGCGUGCGCGAUAGCCAGCGUGCCUUUCCACUUAGUGCGAGAAGGAAUGGACCAAAUGGUAGCCCAAAGGUUCCUGGCAGCCAGAAGCAUUCGCAGCGGCCGCAGAGUCGUAUGGGCCGGCACCUCCAUGUUGGCGUUCUUCAUCUUGUCAACGUCGCUCACGGGCCUGGCGCUGACCUACUGGUACAGGGACUGCGAUCCAAUGCUGACAGGAGCCAUCACGCGUUAUGACCAGUUGGUUCCCUUCUACGUAGGUGAAAGCCUAGCGAACGUCGCCGGUCUCCGAGGGCUAUUUCUCUCCGGUCUCGUGGGAGCGUCCAUCAGCACGGUUUCGUCAGUGGUGAACUCACAUGCUGCCACAUUCUACGUGGACAUUGUCUCCCCGAACGUAGACCUGAGUAAAACACAAGCGGUCUGGGUGACACAUCUUCUAGAAUUCGGCAGCGGUGCGCUGAUGACAGCGUUUGCAGUAGUGGUGCCUCACGUGGGGACUGCGACCCGGAUACUCAUGUCGUUGUACAGCGGGGCUUCCGGACCAUUUGCAGGCAUGGUAGUAGCGGCCAUUUGCCUUCCAUGGACCAACACUAAGGGAACGGCAGUGGCCACCUCACUCGUCUUCCUGCUGGAAAUAUGGCAAACCAUUGGUAGAACGCUGUCAAGACUGGAACCACUUAGGAUGAACACGACAUUGGAACGCUGCGCCCACAAUGUCACAACAGCCUUGUCUGGUCUCCGGUUUGCUAACGAGUCUGAACCGCAAGUGACCGCCAGCCACUUCAUCGUUCAGCGAGGGCCAUCUGCAGGAAGCGAGGCGGAUGUCUUCCUCCUGUAUCGCGUGUCCUCGUACUGGAGUUCGUUCAUCGCCCUCCUAGCCACGGUGUUACUAAGCCUCGUGUUCAGCCUGAUAAUCGGUGGACAUCGUGAGGCGCUGGCCAGAAACGCGCGUCUUUCCAGUCCCCUAUUCCUGAGGCUGUGGUCACGACUGGGACUGAUUCCCGACUCGACAGUGAUGCCCAUCAGCAGUGGCCAUUUGAGCUUCAAGGACGGCUGCGCUGAAGAACUGCCUGCGAUCCCGCUGCUCAACCAAGCGCCUGACAAUUCUUCUCCGCUCACCAGCGAUGACUCACUCAGAUAACACAGUCCUAUGUCUGUGACUAUCACAUAUUUGCCGCAUUUACUUUCGUACUCGCCGCAGCGCAGUUGUGUCACUGAGAGCGUAUGACGUCAAUCAACAGUCACUUACCGGCGCAGCUGGGGUCUCUGUGAAAUAGGAGGGAACGAACCUGGCCGCGGCAGUGUUUAUGUCGCUGGCACUAAAUCGUGAUUGAUGAGUAACUGUAAAGAUCGGCCACAAAUAAAAA